Salvelinus namaycush (lake trout) is the source of this 2133-nucleotide messenger RNA. It is a transcript of the gene depdc1b, whose product is annotated as DEP domain containing 1B. The record is from RefSeq and is a predicted model, not a curated record. Gene Ontology annotation, biological process: intracellular signal transduction. The transcript has 11 exons. Lineage: Eukaryota; Metazoa; Chordata; Actinopteri; Salmoniformes; Salmonidae. Bases 1 to 1584 code for a protein of 527 amino acids.
AUGUCUGGCGAAUCUCCAACCAACGUUACCACGUGGAAUGAAACUAUCAAGCUCUUCCGUGGAGGCAUGCCUCUGAAAAGACACUGGGCAUACUUCCGUAGCUAUGACAACAGCUUCACUGGAUCCGAGGCCGUUGAUUGGCUACAUGAGCUGCUGAAGCGAAACCAUAACUUUGGGCCAGAGGUGACCCGGUACCAGACCCUGCAACUGCUCAGGAAAUUCAUGAAGAACCACGUCGUUGAGGAUGUCAAGGGCCGCUAUGGUAAAGAAGACUUUGAGGACAGUGGUCAAGUCUACAGGUUCCCUCCUACGUCCCCCCUGAAGCCCCUGCCCCAGCGGCCCCCAGUGUCAGAGAACUGCGACCUGCCCCGGCUCAUCCGCUGGGACGACUACGAGGAACUGCCGCAGCCAGAGAAGAUCCCCAUGAAGUCUCUGAUCCUGAACUCAGAGACGUGGAACAAGAGACACAGCAUAGCCAUUGGAGAGGUGCACGAGUGCAAAAUCAUACGCAGGAGUGACAUCACCCCCAAGCAAGUCGACCAAAUCUGGAAGAAAAUGACAAUCACACAUUUGCAGAGAGUGCUGGGUCUGAAGACAAUGGAUGGAGUGUUGGAUCCCAAACACGUGAAUGCAAAGCAUAUCAUUCACAACGUAUUCAGUGUCAACAAAACAGGAAUAGUCAUUGUGAAGAACAAAGCGGAGGACAUGCCCUAUUGGGUUCUAUCAGCAAUGAAGUGCCUAGCCAACUGGCCCAAUGGUAGGGAGACCAAGCAGCCCAUGUACCCAGGCUUUGAGCGUGAUGUGCUGCGGACGGUGGCUGAGUACUUCCAGAGACUCAAGGAGCCCCUGUUGACCUUCCAGCUCUAUGAAGUCUUUGUCAACAUUCUCAGUCUGCUGCAGCAGAAAGAGGUGGCAGCAGAGGCCCUCCAGGUGUGCAGCCUCCUCCUGCCACCGGCCAACCGCCGCAGACUCCAGCUGCUCCUCCGCCUCAUGGCCAGGGUCUGCCAGAACCCCGCCCUUCCCCCGCUUAACGACGCCAUAGCAACACGCACCCUGAUGGUGCAGACAUUCUCGCGUUGCAUCCUGGGCUCUGCAGAGGAGGUGGACCUGGACGAGCUUCUGGCCACCAAGCUGGUCAGCUUCAUGAUGGAGCACCACGACAGUGUCCUCAGGGUGCCCUCUAACCUGCACAGACAUGUGGACGAUCACCUCUCCCACCUCAGGAGGGUACAGAUAAAGUAUGCCGGUGCGGAUACAGACGCCUCCCUGGUGUCUCCGUCGUACUGCAGGAAGAUUAGCAGGGCAGAGUUUGAGGAGCAGAGAGUCUCCAGCUCCCAGGGGUCCAUGCAGGAGCUGCUGGAGGGCCUCAUUGCCGACACUGAGCUCUCAGCCAAGGACAAGAGGAAGAGACUCAAGCAGUUUCAGAAGUCCUAUCCGGAGAUCUACCGCAGGCGGUUCCCCACAGCGGAGAGCAAGGCUGCCGUCUUACCAGAGAAAGCUCCACGGCUCAAACCCCAGCUCAUGCUCCUAACCCUGAAGAAACCCUUCCAGCCUUUCCAAAGGAGUUGGAGCUUUAGGGCCUAACUCUCACCUCUGACUCUGCACGUCUGACCUCUACAGUGUGGCCAGGAGACAGGGAGGAUUAUGGGUGUUGGAGUGUUUGGAGCUUAUUCCACAGCAGGUCAAUGAGAAUAGAAUUCACAGGGGUAAAGUGGCAAUAGAUGGAAUAGUGUUGCCAAUUUGACUUACUAUACUAGAAACUACUGUUAAACUAAGAAGAGGAUGCUAAGAAUCCAUUAAGGGCAGCUUGUGUUAGCCAACAUUAAACAGUGAAUGGAAAUUAUCCUGCAUAACAGGUCCAUAGAAUUGGUCACUACAGGUAGAAUUAUAAAUGUGUGUGCUAUGUUUAAAUUGGUUUCAAAAAACGAAACAAUUUUGACCUUGUCUCAUCGCUGCAACUCCCCAAUGGGCUCGGGAGGUGAAGGUCGAGUCAUGCGUCCUCUGAAACAUGGUUCUUAGCACCCAUUCGCUUAACCCGGAAGCCACCCUCACCAAUGUGUUGUAGGAAAUACCGUUCAACUGACGACCAGGUCAGCCUGCAGGCGCCCGGCCCGCCACAAGGAGUUGCUAGAG